UUCGCGUCUCUUGUGUCAGCUUAUAUUUUAAUCCAAAUUUUCAUAUUAAAAUGUGCAAAUUUAUUUAUAAUGUGUGAUUACAUGUGUCAGUGAAUUUUUAAUAAUUGUAUAACGACAAUUUCAAACAGUGUGUGAAGUCCUAAUAGUAUUCCUAUAAAUUAACUCAAAAUGAGCAACGACAACGUUGUAAUCUACAUUUACAAACUAGAAGGUGACGAAGUGGUAAAUACAUUGCGGAGCGAAAAUGGCAAGAAACCUAAAGAAGUAAUUCCAGCACUUUCUGAGUCUGAUUUCAAAUAUUUUAAAAACUAUGACGAGGAAAAAUUGAAUUUGGGAUGCAGUGAAGAUUUUAAUAUUGAAGAGACUUCAAAUAACACAAAUUUUAUUACACUUGCGCAAGAUAAUUCACCGAUCAAAUUAAACAUUCCUGUUUUGUCAAGGUGUCAAAACUGCGAAACUAUUUUUCCCACUAAAUAUAUGUAUGAACGCCACCAUUGCGAUUUAAAUGAAGAUGACAUUUCUGACCAACGUAACGAAAACGAAUUGGAUUUAGAGGAAAACUUAAAAAUUAUUUACGAAUGCGACUUUUGCUCCAAAACAUUCGCUACUCAGGCCGAAUUAGAGAGUCACAGUACCAUUCAUACCGUAAACGAAAGUAAUGAAUGUGAGUUUUGUGGAAAACAUUUCGUAAGUGGAAGCAGACUUCAAAUUCAUAAGGAAAAUCAUUGUAAAAAGGCGGGAGGAAUUUCAAAAUUUUACAGAAGCGACCUCAGGGUAUAUAAAUGUAGGGCGUGCAACGCAGUGUUUUCUUCGGCAGAGAAUGCUUAUAAUCACGUGCUAACUUGCUUAGAACCAUUUAUAAAGAUAAAUAAAGAUGAGACAGCUAACAAUGAUACUCUUGAAAAGGAUUGUGAUCCCGAAAAUGAUGUUUUUAUCGAACACAGCCCUGUGGAAAGCAUAUUUACUGAAACUUUAAUACAAUGUGAAUUCUGUAACAGCAUUUUUGCAGACAGAAACUCUAUGUUGGUUCAUCAACGUAAGCACACAACAGCGAAAAAUUAUCAAUGUGCUGAUUGUAACCAAGUUUUUGAAUCAUAUUUAAGAGCAUGUCCUCACUGGCUUAAAACCUGUACUGAAUUUUCAAACGUUUUUUGUUUGCCGAAAUUAUUGAUUUGCGACUAUUGCAAUCGAAAAUUUAAAAGUCAUAGUAAUUUGUAUGAUCAUAAAAUAAAGAAAAAACAUUAUUCGCCAAAAAUAUACGCACCGCAUGGAAACAACCAGGAAAAGAGACAACAGGAAAUCCCAGAAAAUAAUAAAAACUUAAACAAAGUAAUUCAUGAUGUAUUAGAGGUCCUGGAUGUUCCUGUCUCAUUACCAAGCUUAAAUUUUGAAGAUACAAAGCAAGUUGCCAACAAAAAUGAUGAAAACUUCGAAAUGUACAAAACUGAGAGCAAAAUAGAAAAUAAAGUUGAGCAGGCUAAGUCUACCAAUCAAACAGCGGUGAAAGAGGAAGCUAAAGCUGACGAUUCAAAUAGUGUACAACUCACUCACUCUACGUACGGAGAAUCUGAGCAGCAAGCAACACACGAUCCAUCUUCAAGUCAGGUCACGUCGGUAGGACAUGUUUCAAAAGGAAAGGCAAGAAAAAAUCUAUUGGAAUUUCCAAAACAAACUGGAAGAAAUAAAAAAAAGUGCGAUACAUUGGUAAAUGAUGGGUUGCGGUAUCAAUGCGAAAAAUGCUCCCAAGUUUUUCAGAGUAUUCAAGCUCUAGAAGCACAUCGCAAUAGUGAUCAUAUGAAUAGUUUUUACUGCGAAGAAUGUGGAGUGCAACUUGAUAGCGCUAAACGGCUGCUCAUUCAUUAUAGGAUUCACAAGAACCUAAAACCAUACAUUUGUGACACCUGUGGUAAAAGCUAUUCCCAAAGUUCCCAUUUGUGGCAGCACAUGAGAUUCCACCAAGGUAUAAAACCUUUUGCUUGUACUCAUGAAGGAUGUGACGCAAGAUAUACUAUCAGACCAGAUUUAAAAGAUCAUAUCAGAAAAGUUCAUACACGAGAGCGGCCAUUCAAGUGCAAUGUAUGUCGUAAGACUUUUCUUACAGGGUCAGUUUAUUAUCAACAUAGAUUGAUUCAUACAAAUGAUAGAAGAUAUAGUUGUGAGAUUUGCCAUAAAAAGUUUUUCCGAGCAGAUGCUUUAAAUAAUCAUAAAAGAAUUCAUACCGAUGAAAGACCAUUUGCAUGUUCUGUAUGCGGUAGGCAAUUCAGGCAAAAGGGCGAUUGUAAGAAGCAUGUUAAAACCCAGCAUCCUGAGCAUGUUGCCUUAAGAAAGUAGAAUAGUUGUUCAUUUUCUAGUUUAUUGUUAAUUACGUUAAUUACUUUUUGCUUGCGCGUUGUUGUUUAACAAUCCAUAAUAUAGUCAUUGUCGAUAAUUAAUUAUAGGCCGUCCCAGUCUUAUAUGAAUAAUUAAUAAGGCUCUUAACCUAAAAAAGAAGGAUGCGAUUCGCAUUGUCAAUUAACUUGUUGUUCGUAAGCUUCUUUGGUUGUAAUGAGUAGUUUUGAGAAGAACAUAUAUAUUGUAGCUAUAUAUACUCUAAUAUAAAGUACAUAUAUUCUCUAAUAUGGAAAAGGUAUAUAGGUAUAUCGAAAAAAAGUAUGGUUUGGAUAAGAAACAAUACUUUUUUUGCCUUUGGCCUAGGUCGACUGGCGUAAACCCCAUAUUCAAUAUAAAAUAUAUGGACUAUUGCCGACGAUUAAGGCAAUAAUAAAUUAUAUAAUUUGGACUAAGCUGGCGCCUAAUACCUUGCUUCCUAAUAUACUUUUACUCAAGUCAAAUUGCUAAACGUACUUCCUGGUUUUGUUAGAAUAAAAUUAAAAUUACAUACAAUUAAUCGUAAUUAAAUAACAUACUUAAAUAAAUUUAACAUAAUAAAAUUUUUAAAAUUGCCUAGUAACUAUAAUAUCGCGAUUUUAAGUUAAAUAUGCUGAAAUAAGAUUGUUUUCAAUAUAAGUUCAUUUACAUCAUGUUCGGGUGCAUCGUAUUGAACUAAGGACGUACGUUUAUCAUGAUUCUUUUUCGAUAAAUCUAUUUUAGUAAUUAGUUUUGUUACUUAGUGUUUCAACACUGAUGAUUGAUGAAU
Molecule: messenger RNA, 3136 nt
Organism: Anthonomus grandis grandis
Lineage: Eukaryota; Metazoa; Arthropoda; Insecta; Coleoptera; Curculionidae
Product: zinc finger protein ZFP2-like
Exons: 5
Coding region: 169-2331 (720 amino acids)
Biological process (GO): regulation of transcription by RNA polymerase II
Molecular function (GO): DNA-binding transcription factor activity; RNA polymerase II cis-regulatory region sequence-specific DNA binding
Source: RefSeq, a predicted model, not a curated record